UGUUUCGGGUCUCGUGAUCGUUUUUCAAGAUUUUCUAUAUAAUAAAAUCGUAUAAAAUCAACCCCUUUUGCCUCCUUAUUCUCGUGUAAUCUUUAUUAACGAAUAUAUUCAUCGCAAUUAAUAUAUUGUCGUAUUUAAUAAGUAAAUCGGUUAUCGGCGUCAACAAGUGUUUCGCGAGUGCUGCAAAAUUUUUUGGCUACAGGACACUCUGGCUACGAAGGAUCAGCAUCGACUUAUUGUUUCCAAUUUUCAAUCAUAUAUCAGGAAUAAUAAUUCUCAGUUAAUUAAAUAUCCCAUAUCCCUAAUUCGCGCUUUUCUCGGUUUUUUCAAGAAUAGAAAAUUUUUUCGUUUGGUCGGCCAUAUUGAUUUGAGAGGAUAUUCUGGCGAGGACAUCAUGACAAAGGAAGAAUUUAUUUCAGAUUCACGAAGAUAUAUUGGGAGUGAUAAAUUUCGGUGAAUUAAAUGACAACCGAUUUCCCCAAUUAUCUGUUUAAUGGCAAAAAUAGAAGAUUUUUCCAUUUGGUCGGCCAUAUUGCUUUUUGCAGUCAUUUCCGCGCGCUUUUUGUGUGCGCGGACACCCUCUGCCGGCAAUUGGUUGAAGACGCCUACUUUAUCGACACUAGGAUGGAUGAAAGCGCACCUUCUAUCGGCAAUCGGAUAAAUUAAAUAAUAAAAUCGCGUUCGUUAAUAAUAAUGGUGAAAAGUGAAUAUAGCUAGUGUAUAAAAAUCGUCAUAGGUGGACCCAGCUGUAAAAGACACAGUGAUGGGUGGUGUGUAAAAUAAAAAUUUAAAAUAAAUAGUGAAGUGAAUUUAGCUAGUGUAAAAAAUCGCCAUAGGUGGACUCAACUGUGAUAACUCCAGUGAUGAGUGGCGUGUAAAAUUAAAAUUUUAAAAAAAUAGUGAAGUGUGAAAUUAGCUCGUGUAUAAAAAUCGUCAUAGGUGGAGCCAACUGUGAUUACUUCAGUGAUGGGUAGUGUAUAUUGUGGCCUGGAGUCACAAUUUAAAGAAGAUAAAGAAGAUGAUGAAGAAGAGGAAAAGUAUUGGCUAUUUGUGAAUUACAAGAGUGAUCUGAUUCUUCCAUAUGCCAAUAAAAGAGAAGAAGCAAAGGAAGAAGUAAAAUACAAGGACCAUUUAAACAGAAGAAAACAGAAGAAAGAUGGUGUAGAAAACUACAAAGCAGAUUGCAGUAAGCAGCUCCAGGAUGGAGAACAGGCGCCGGACCAUGCAGAUAUUUUACUGAAGGACAGGAAGGACAGGAUGAUAUGGAUCAUUGAACCCUAUUAUGACCCCAAACAAAGGAAUCCGCGAUUGGUGAGUGAUUUUUAAUUUAAAUCAGCAUAGUGACAACAUUGAUGUAAAUUAAUAU
Leptopilina boulardi is the source of this 1366-nucleotide messenger RNA. RefSeq lists its product as uncharacterized. The transcript is spliced from 2 exons. The coding region runs from base 967 to 1326 and encodes 119 amino acids. Lineage: Eukaryota; Metazoa; Arthropoda; Insecta; Hymenoptera; Figitidae. The record is from RefSeq and is a predicted model, not a curated record.